GGCGGCGCGUGCGUUCCAGUCAGUUUGCAGAUGUUGGCGUGGUCAGAUCAAAACACCAUAUCACACCGAGUCAGACGCACCAUUCCGCUUAUGGUUCUAGCAUUCCGGAAAUAAAGCAGACGCUAGAAAGCUGAAAGCGAUGGCUGCCUGUGCAUUAAACGUCGCAAGGCUCCACUUUUUGUUGGAAGUGUUCGAAAUAGCCAACAAUCCCGAGAACGAUGGUUUGAAGUGGAGUGUGGACGGAAGAUGGCUAAUCGUGAACCUGCCGGCACUGGCCCUGUAUUUGCAAUCGGUCAUCCAAAACCCCGAUCCACUCGACUGGUUUGUGCAUCAUCUGUCCGGGGCCGGCUUCGUGCAGUGCCCGCUGCAGUUGGUCGACGAGGCGGAGUACAACGCACCGGCGGACCAUACGGUCAUCUUCUGGCAUCCGCGCUUCCACCGCAAUCAUGCCUGGUUCAACUACCAAUGGAGCAGCGAGCCCACCCCGUACCCGCGGCAAGGCAACGAGGAGUAGCCUAACCAAUGAAACUGGACAACGUGGAGUAGCCGGUACAGCAGGGCGCCGAUCCUGCAAGACGUAAGACCAAUCGAACGAAGAACAGAAAGACGCAGGAUGAAGACGAAAGGAUUCGUGACCGGCAGACCGUGCGCGCCGCCGUUAAGAACUUCUGCGCGUGCAAACUCAACGCAAAUUCCAGUUUUGUGACAGCAAUAGCAUAUGAUU
Molecule: messenger RNA, 724 nt
Organism: Anopheles arabiensis
Lineage: Eukaryota; Metazoa; Arthropoda; Insecta; Diptera; Culicidae
Exons: 2
Coding region: 140-514 (124 amino acids)
Source: RefSeq, a predicted model, not a curated record